This is a messenger RNA of Ilex paraguariensis (yerba mate), 388 nucleotides long. NCBI's taxonomy places the organism in Eukaryota, Viridiplantae, Streptophyta, Magnoliopsida, Aquifoliales, Aquifoliaceae. The record is from the annotation of a GenBank genome assembly.
UGUGAAUGUGGAAAUCGAUGACCCAGCACCCUCUCAUAGGGAGGUUGCCACUGCUAGCACAGUUGCUGAUGUGCACCGUAAGACUUGCAACUGUCUCCUGGGUAAGGUAAUAGAGAAGUGGCCCAGAGGAAAUAUUCAACUCUUAGUCGAUACUGCUGCCAGCAUCAAUGCGAUAUCAUUUGUACCACUUUGGAAGUCUAACAUUAGAAGGCCGAUGAUACUAGUUGGACCAAGUCUUGGUGGUGCUGUUGCAAUUGAUUUUGGUUCAAUAUUCUGGAUGCUAAGCUUCCUAACAGUAAUUCCCAUCAGGAUUGAAAACCUCAAGUUGCAGGGCUCGAAAACAGUGAGAAUUGUAGUUUCAUGGUUCCCUCAAGAUGAAGCUCUCUGA